AUGGGAGAUCCGUUGAGCGUUGCCUCAGGAGUGAUUGCUAUUGUCACAGCAACUUUGCAAUCUAGCAAACUACUUUACGAAACGAUCCAAAGUUUCCGAAAUCACCAAACUGCAGUUUCUGAUCUUGUUCGUGAGCUUAAAGCUCUUGAGUCAGUUCUUCGGUCGCUUCAGGAUCAUGUACGCACCGAUGACAGAGCGUUUUUACCACUCAAAUUUCCCCUCAUGCAAUGCCGACAAGCAUGCGCAGAUUUCCAGACCCUCGUCGAGCAGAACAGCAGGCGCUCUCGGGACAAGGCAAGAACAAGCUUUAGAGAUUGGGCCAAGUUGAUGUACAUGAACGGAGAUAUAGUCUCCUUCAAAGAGCUUUUGGCUGGUUACAAAGCUACUAUCACCAUAGCGCUAGCUGAUGCCAACCUGCGUUCUUCCAAAGUUACUCUUGAGGUACUCAAUGACUAUAAGGACCUAAUAUGUGACACAAAGCUUGAUUUGGAAAAGCAUCUCAAGGACAUUGACACGAAAUUGCACGAUAUAAUGACUCGAAGCACAACGACCGAGACUGAUGAGGUCCGGACCAAUUUACAAAGAUUCGAGAACGAGAAAGAAAGUACUGAACGGUGUCUUGCUUAUUUGAGGCAUGUCCUGGAAGAGAUUAACGGGAUGCAUUUCCAAACUGUUCCCGCGGAGAAUACUUCGCAUGCCGCUGCAUCAUCUAUCUCUACUCAGAACGUGACACUGGCUGAUUCCCUAACAAUUUCCACUCUCAAAACAUGCAGCGUCAAUCUCUCGAACACCAUUGACCGGCUUGAAUCACACCGUGAAGAUACCGAAGAAAACCUCCGGCUUAGGUCUUCGUUGCAGACUCAAAAUUCAGAGAUUAAUCCCGAAGUGAACCGUGAGAUGCUUCAGAAUGAGUUGGAAAGCACAAGGCAAUGCUUAGGCGUCUGCGACCGGGCAUCGGAAUGGGCAUCGUCAGGCAGGGUCCACAUCGUGGAAGACAUCCGCGUCGGGAAUGACGGAAAACAGAUAUGCGUGUCUACUUUGGGAGAUCUAUUCAAUAUCAAGGGAGCUAGGGCCGGAAACAGAGGCUUUCAGUUUUUCGGGUCCGUUUCAGAGAGGAGUCUUAACGAUAUUUUAAGAUCCCAAAAUCAGCAGCAAUAUGCACGGAACGAAACCACCGUAGACGAGAUCUGCGUGAGCGGACAAGACACGCGCUCAAUAACAUAG
Fusarium coffeatum is the source of this 1224-nucleotide messenger RNA. RefSeq lists its product as uncharacterized. Bases 1 to 1224 code for a protein of 407 amino acids. The record is from RefSeq and is a predicted model, not a curated record. Lineage: Eukaryota; Fungi; Ascomycota; Sordariomycetes; Hypocreales; Nectriaceae. The transcript is spliced from 2 exons.